Messenger RNA from Sphaeramia orbicularis (orbiculate cardinalfish), 3171 nucleotides. It is a transcript of the gene snx18a, whose product is annotated as sorting nexin 18a. The coding region runs from base 354 to 2129 and encodes 591 amino acids. The transcript has 2 exons. Gene Ontology annotation, molecular function: phosphatidylinositol binding; protein binding. Lineage: Eukaryota; Metazoa; Chordata; Actinopteri; Kurtiformes; Apogonidae. Gene Ontology annotation, biological process: plasma membrane tubulation; endocytosis; cleavage furrow formation. Gene Ontology annotation, cellular component: plasma membrane; cytoplasmic vesicle. The record is from RefSeq and is a predicted model, not a curated record.
CCUGGUCGACGUGCUGUUGCUGCGCAGCGCGUGAAGGCAGGAGCGUCCGAAGCGGGUCGGAGGUCCACGGACACGGACAGACGCGGAGCAGAGCCCACGGUGGUGUCGCCCUCCGCCCUUCCACGCCACCGGCCUCCGGAUUCGACCGCCGGCUCCUCUCAGCCGACGUUUCCAGAGGAUAUUCUGACGCAAACGGGAUUUUCCUCACGCGCCGUGUCCGUUAAAGUUAGUCCGUGGACUUGUCGGAGUCCUCGGGCUCACGGACGGAGCUCCCCGGCUCUUCCCUCGCCUCCUCCCCGGCCACACACACAGAAGUUCCCCCGCGGUCCCGCUCCCUCCCUCCGGCCGGAACCAUGGCGCUCCGAGCCAGGGCCAUGUACGACUUCAGCUCCGAAAACCCGGGCGAAGUGUCGGUGAGAGAAAACGAAAUCCUAACUUUGUUCAGCGAACAGGACAUAGAGGGCUGGUUAGAGGGAGUGAACAGCAAAGGGGAGAGGGGACUGUUCCCCGCGUCCUACGUGGAGAUCCUGAGGAGCGACACCCCCUCCACCUACAACAACAACAGCUGUAACACAUCUGCGGAAACUUACCCGGACUCCCGGUACGCCAACAUCCCCGCAGGAGGCUUCGACGGAUCCUUUAAACCUCAGAAUAAGAUGGAGAACUUUUCCAAACCGUCUCCUCCUGGUUUCAGCACGUUCUCAGCUCCAUCACAACAGCAGCAGCAGCAGAGCUUCCAGCAGCAGCAGCCCAGCCAAGGCAGCGACGAUGACUGGGACGACGACUGGGACGACAGCUCCACGGUGGCAGACGAGCCUGGGACCGUGGGAGGAAGGUACCAGGACUUUGAAGGCAACGGGCCAUCCACCUACCGAGUGUCUACGUCCUCAAUGUCCAGAGGGAACGCACAGCACGCAAAGAGCUCUGCCACGGUCAGCAGAAACCUGAACAGGUUCUCCACCUUUGUGAAGUCUGGAGGUGAGGCGUUUGUGCUCGGAGAGGCGUCAGGUUUUGUCAAAGACGGAGAUAAGAUUUGUGUGGUGAUAGGUCAGUAUGGUCCAGAGUGGCAGGAGAAUCCAUAUCCGUUCUCCUGCGCAAUUGAUGAUCCAACUAAACAGACCAAGUUUAAAGGCAUGAAAAGCUACAUCUCCUAUAAGCUGACCCCCACCCACACUCAGACCCAGGUGAACAGAAGGUACAAGCACUUUGACUGGCUCUACGCUCGACUGGUGGAGAAGUUCCCCGUCAUCUCGGUGCCGCACAUCCCAGAGAAGCAGGCCACCGGACGCUUUGAGGAGGACUUCAUCUCCAAGAGAAGGAAAGGUCUGAUUUGGUGGAUGAACCACAUGACGAGUCACCCGGUCCUGGCCAGGUGCGAUGUCUUCCAACACUUCCUCAGCUGCAACAGCUCAGAUGAGAAGGCCUGGAAACAGGGCAAGAGAAAGGCUGAGAAGGAUGAGAUGGUCGGGGCCAACUUCUUCCUCACCAUCAGCACCCCUGCCGCACCUCUGGACUUCCAGGAGGUGGAGAGCAAAAUAGACGGUUUUAAGACUUUCACCAAAAGGAUGGAUGACAGCGCCUUGCAACUCAACGCCACCGUCAAUGAGUUCGCUCGCAAGCAGAUCAGCGGUUUUAAGAAGGAGUAUCAGAAAGUGGGGAUGUCCUUCAAGGUCCUGAGCCAGGCCUUUGAGAUGGAUCAGCAGCCAUACUCCGCUGGACUCAACCAGGCCAUCUCCUUCACUGGUGACGCAUAUGAAGCAGUUGGAGAAUAUUUUGCAGAACAGCCCAGCAAGGAUCUUGAUCCAAUCAUGGAUUUGUUAGCGCUUUACCAGGGCCACUUGGCAAACUACCCAGACAUCAUCCAUGUCCAGAAAGGAGCCCUGACCAAGGUGAAGGAGAGCCAGAAGCACGUGGAGGAGGGUAAGAUGGACGGAGCACAGGCCGAGGGCAUCAAUGAACGCUGCAACAUCAUCUCCUGCGCCACGUUGGCCGAGAUCCAGCACUUCCACCAGAUCCGCGUGCGAGACUUCAAGGCGCAGAUGCAACAUUACCUACAGCAGCAGAUCACCUUCUUCCAGAAAAUCACCGGCAAGCUGGAGGAGGCCCUGCAGAAGUAUGACAACGCCUAAGCAGGUGGUCGUACCUGGUCUCGACCCCUUUAGACUUUUGGUGAUGGCCACGCAUGCACCGUCCUCGGCCGGGCCGGGGGAGUUCUGGCGGACGACAGCCAGCGUUGCACACUGAACACUGUUUAUCCAGGACGGAGGCACUUUGAAGGAAAAAGUGUUCCAGUAAUAAUAAUGAAAUCACAACCAAACCCCAGGGUCUGUGUGUGUGUUGAGGACAUAGAAUACAGUAAGAUCACACCAACUUUACCUGCAGGUUUCAAUGAAAAUCCAUAAGAAUGAAGGUCCGGUAUGUGGUGAAUCUGUUCUAACCAAUAAUAACCUGCAGAAAGACGACAUUCAACCUGCUGCUGCCCACGCUGCAGUGCUACAGUUCAUAUAUCAUGUGUUUUUAGCCUUAUUACACAGUUGUGUCGCUGUUUUAACACUGCUCCAGGAGUGGCUAACUCACUGCCUUCUGGACACUGGCUGACAUGUUUACAGUCUCCUCAGUAACACAGCCACCGUCACCACUGUCUCGCUGUGCCUUCUGAUUCUGUCUCUGGUCAAGUUUGUCAUUAGUUACUAAAUAAAAAAGCUUUAUAUACUGUAAAUGUUGAAAUGUAUUCUAUCUGUUUUUACAAUCACUGUGCUUUGGAUGAGGGCAGUGUGUUUUGUUCGAUUGUGCCAUUUUUCCCCUCACUGGCUCCACGAUUGAUUUUUCAGUGCACAGAGCGUGACAAAAUCAGGAUCAACAGGAUUUCCCUGCUCCGUGGACAGGACCCAUGCCUUCCACCGGGCUGGGACACACAGGACCGCCACUCCAGCCUAAAGUCUAGUCCCGACGCCUGGACACAUGUUGGUUUUUCAGGCUCUGUUUUGAGCUGGUGUGGAGAGGCAGGCUGUUCAGGUGGAGGGAGCCUUACCUGUUUUAAUAAUGCAGUCUUUCUAAUAGCAGCUCACUUCUAGACAGUUUAACUCUACUGCUGGUUUUUAACUUUAUGGUGUUGGUUGCAUCAUGGAGAGAAAAAUGUAGAAGCAAGAAUAAAUUCCUCUUCACAGAAAA